Molecule: messenger RNA, 3722 nt
Organism: Drosophila teissieri
Lineage: Eukaryota; Metazoa; Arthropoda; Insecta; Diptera; Drosophilidae
Product: pyruvate dehydrogenase phosphatase regulatory subunit, mitochondrial
Exons: 6
Coding region: 152-2974 (940 amino acids)
Cellular component (GO): mitochondrion
Molecular function (GO): oxidoreductase activity; protein binding
Source: RefSeq, a predicted model, not a curated record
UAUUGUGCCGAAAGUUAACUUACUAAUCCAAAGCACAAUACGGCGUAUAUAGAUAGUGCCCUCCAGUGCAUCCGGUGACCUGCAGGCGGAAUCGGGUUGGUCCCAUGAGGUUGUGAUAUAUACAUACUUAUCGUUUGCGCCGGUGGACAAGAUGUGGAAACUGCUGCAGUGUUCGCGAAAUGUUUCCGCAGUUUCUGGACUUCCCAGGCGGAGGUGUUCACCUGGCCUUUCGGACGCAGUGCGUCUGGCUAGUGGCCAGACGGAUCAGGCGGAUGAGCGGGUGCUGCGGAAGCGGAAGUUCCAGCCGCAGCAGGCGGCGGAUCUCAGCGAGGAACUGGCCGGUCAGCUGCCCGUCAAAUCGCGGGUGGUCAUCUGUGGCGGCGGCAUCACCGGCGCCUCGGUGGCCUAUCACCUGGGGCUGAGUGGGUGGGGCGGUGAAACGCUGCUCGUGGAGCAGGAUCGCGUCGGUGGCGAGCUGCCCUGGACCGCCUGCGGAUUGGCGGGUCGCUUCGAGCCCAGCUACACGGAACUCAAGCUGGCCGAGUACUCCAUUGAUCUGAUCAAGCGACUGGCGGAGAACGGAUUGCCCACCGGUUGGCGGCCGGUGGGUAGCCUGAAUCUGGCCCGAAGCUGGGACCGCAUGACCGCCUUCAAUCGCAUGAAAUCGCAGGCCUUGGCCUGGGGCAUGCGUUGCGAAAUCCUCUCGCCAGAGCAGUGCGCCCAGCACUGUGAACUGCUCUCCUUGGACGGCAUUGAAGGUGGCCUUUGGAUACCUGAAGACGGGGUCUGUGAUCCGCAGCUAGUGUGCCAGGCCUACAUGACCGAGGCGCAGCGAUUGGGAGUGCGCAUCGUCGAGCAUUGUGCCAUCAAGAAGAUCCACAGCGAGCACGGCAAGGUGCGGAGUGUGGAGACAACAGCUGGCGAUGUGGAGUGCGAGUACUUUGUGAACUGCACGGGCUUCUGGGCACGCGAGGUGGGCACUUUGUCCAAGCCGGUGGUGAAGGUGCCACUCAAGGCAGUGGAGCAUCACUAUCUGCACACGAAACCCAUCGAGGGACUCAGUCCGGACACGCCCUUCGUCCGGGAUUUCGAUGGACGCAUCUUCUUUCGGGAGUGCGAAGGUCACAUCCUCGCAGGCGGCUUCGAGCGCGAGGCGAAGAUGGUGUACGAAGAUGGAGUGAUUCCCCUGUCGCAGUCGGCUCGCCAACAUCCGCCGGACUGGGAUCACUUUCACGAGCUGCUCGAUGCCCUGUUGCUGCGCGUUCCCUCCUUCAGAGAUGCCACGUUGGAUAGACUCACAAACUCGCUGCAGGUCUUCUCGCCCGACUGCAAGUGGAUCCUGGGGGAAGCGCCAGAAAUUCAAAAUUACUAUGUGGCGGCUGGCAACAAGACCAUGGGUGUGUCCGCAUCCGGAGGCAUUGGACGCGUCCUCACCGAUCUAAUAACCAAAGGAUCUACUUACCUCGACCUGCACAUCCUGGACAUCAGUCGGUUUCUGGGGCUGCACAACAACCGCAAGUUCCUGCGGGAUCGCUGCAAGGAGGCGCCGGGCAAGCACUUCGAAAUCAACUACCCCUUCGAGGAGUUCCAGACCGGCAGAAACCUGCGCAUGUCGCCCAUCUACCCGCAGCUCAAGGAGGCGGGCGCCGUUUUUGGCCAGUCGAUGGGUUACGAGCGACCCAACUACUUCGAUCAGCAGGACAAGCACGAUGAAUUCGGCUUGCCGCGUUUUCGGAUUGCCCAAACGCGAACCUUUGGCAAGCCGCCGUGGUUUGAUCACGUGGCCUCGGAAUACCGGGCCUGUAGGGAACGCAUUGGCAUAGCGGACUACAGCUCCUUCACGAAGUACGACUUCUGGUCGAAGGGCAACGAGGUGGUGGACCUGCUGCAGUACCUCUGCUCCAACGACGUAGACGUGGCCGUGGGCUCUAUCAUUCACACGGGCAUGCAGAAUCCCAAUGGGGGCUACGAGAACGACUGCUCCUUGGCACGCCUCUCCGAGCGGCACUACAUGAUGAUUGCACCCACCAUUCAGCAAACGCGCUCCAUGUGCUGGAUUCGCAAACAUAUGCCCAAUCACCUGAGGGCCAAGGUGAACGUGGCGGAUGUGACCUCGAUGUACACGGCCAUCUGCAUCCUAGGACCCUACUCCCGCAUCCUGCUCUCCGAGCUUACCGACACCGAUCUCACGGCCAAGAGCUUUCCCUUUUUCACCUAUAAGGAACUGGAUGUGGGCCUGGCCGACGGUAUCCGAGUGCUGAACAUCACCCAUACGGGUGAAUUGGGCUAUGUCCUGUAUAUUCCCAACGAAUAUGCCUUGCAUGUGUACUCGCGACUUUACCAGGCAGGCCAAAAGUUCAACAUACAGCAUGCAGGUUACUACGCCACCCGCGCCCUGCGCAUUGAGAAGUUCUAUGCCUUUUGGGGACAGGAUCUGGACACCUUUACCACGCCGCUGGAGUGUGGACGCAGCUGGCGCGUCAAGUUCAAUAAACCCAUCGACUUUAUUGGCCGCAAUGCGCUACUAAAGCAGCGCGAGGAGGGCGUCAAGCGCAUGUAUGUGCAGCUCUUGCUGAACGACCACGAUCACGAGGUGGACAUGUGGUGCUGGGGCGGCGAGCCCAUCUACCGCGACGGGGUCUACGUGGGUAUGACCACCACCACCGGCUAUGGGUACACGUUCGAGAAGCAGGUCUGCCUGGGCUUCGUGCGAAACUUCGACGACGAGGGACGGGAGCUGCCGGUGACCAAUGAGUACGUGCUGUCCGGCCACUACGAGGUGGAGGUGGCCGGCGUGCGGUUCGAGGCCAAGGUCAAUCUGCACUCGCCCAAUCUGCCCACCAAGUUCCCGGAUCGGGAACGCGAGGCCUACCAGGCCACGCGCGACAAGCCGGACCAGGCGGAUCUUCUAUCGUAUGGCGGUGUGACCACGGUCAAAGGCACCGGAAUACCAACGGAUGGGCACGGACUGUAGGGAUCGACGGAGCUGGGCUGGCUCCCGCCCGACCAAUAUCAUCUGCCAUCUGGACGUGCCAAGCAAUGGAGCACUCACUUCGUUCAUUUCUAGUUCAACUCGAGAGUCUCAAAAGCAAAGCGAUAUUAUUCAAUUUAGUACGAUAGGGAAUCGAGCGAAUAUGAGAUAGGCAAAUGGCUACAAUACAACCAAGAGGUUAGGCUGCUUAACUUAGAGGAAACACACAAAUGUGGUGAAAUGUUGAGUAAGUCAACUGGAUAGGAUAUUCAUGGAAAGUUUUUGUUCUUGCAAUUUGAAUUUGUUAAUGGAGAUUUUGAACGAAUUGGUUAACAACUUUGGUUAGAUCUAAGUACCAGAACGCUGGAAAAUGUGGUUAGCUUUUAGGUAAUUUUGAUUGUUUGUCAAGAGUGGUGUCAAUUAAAGGUGUAUGUACAAUAAGCUCCACAUGCGAUGUAUAUAUAAGAAUCUUCCGUGAUAUUGGAAUAAUUGAGGUUUUGCACAUUGUUAAAAAAUGACACAAACAGGUUACAAAUUUUGCUCAAGAAAACAAAAAAAAUAAAUAAAUAAUAUCAAAGGUGUUCAUGAAAAAGAAGAUAAACAAAUAGAACCUAUUUCUGAGCAGAUUUUUCAGACAGUUUUGAUUGACUCUUUUUUUUUACUAACCCAGACGAUUGACUUUGUAAUUUAUGGUGUGCUACUAUAUGAAUCACACCCCAUAUUAUACAUUGUAUUGUGCUAUAUUUAUACA